Molecule: messenger RNA, 948 nt
Organism: Dendronephthya gigantea
Lineage: Eukaryota; Metazoa; Cnidaria; Anthozoa; Malacalcyonacea; Nephtheidae
Product: RNA pseudouridylate synthase domain-containing protein 1-like
Exons: 3
Coding region: 66-788 (240 amino acids)
Biological process (GO): pseudouridine synthesis
Molecular function (GO): RNA binding; pseudouridine synthase activity
Source: RefSeq, a predicted model, not a curated record
AGAUUAACCCAGUGAAGUUUCUACAGUUUUACUAAUCCGAUAAAUAUAUUACACUGUAUACCUUUAUGAGCAAUCCUGCAAUCUCAGAGCCAAUAUCUAUUCUUCUUGAAACACAAAACUACAUUGUUAUCAAUAAACCUUAUGAUUUAUGUAUUAAUGGUGAAAAAGAGCUACAGACGCAUGGUAAAACUGUUGCCAGUAUAUUGGGUGAUCAAAGACCGGACCUUGUUGAUAACCAUGUUUGUUCUGGCUUUCGUUUUCCGCACCAGUUGGACUAUGCCACAAGUGGAGCAUUGUGCAUUACAUUGAAUAAAAAGACAACUGGAGAAGUGGUACGACUGUUUAAGGAAAGAAAAGUGGAAAAAGAGUACUUGGCUUUGGUGCGUGGUCAUGUCUCAGAAGAUGAACAAGUUAUCAAGUCUAUGAUUGGAAAGGACUCAAGUGAUGUCACAGGAUUUGCUAUGACAUCAGACGAAAUGAAAUACACACAUCCCAAGUCAGCAGAAACAAGAAUUAAAGUUCUUAACAGAGGAUAUUACAAAAGUCAGCCCAUCUCAAAACUUGCAGUUCAUCCAAUUACAGGGCGUCGACAUCAGAUCAGGGUGCACUGCCUGAAUAUUGGCCAUCCAAUUUUAGGAGAUUAUACGUAUUCAGGAAAGUUGGAUAGUAAGCCAUAUCGGAUGAUGUUACAUUCCUGGAAACUUAUGAUACCUUUAGAGCACGAGGCAGUAGACAUCACAACAUUGGAUCCAUUUGGUUGUCUGAUUGAGAGUAAACACAGGAUAUAGUAAGGUUGUGCCAUGUCAAUGACUGAUUUGAAUACAGAAAUAAAGACAAUUUUACGUCCAGACUUUCUCAUAAGUGAAAAUGACUUGUUUACAAAAUUACGUCUAAAUGGAAAUCAGGCUUCAGGAUCUAAAAACAAACCUCAAUCACUAGUUCUUUAUU